CCUACUACCUAGUUAGUGUUUUUUUGUUUGGUUUUUUCCCAUUCCAACGCAACUUCGCUACUUAAACUGCGUAAAAGCUUUUUAUCUCAUAGCAACCAAAAAAAAAAAAGUAACGAUAACGAUGGCGCUAUGGAUGGAAAAGGGUUCGGAGCCCUUGACCGAAACCGAGAAAGCAGACCUUGAAGCCAUUGCUGCUAUCAAAGAGUCUUCAGCCUUUGAACUCAAGGAAAAGGGUAACCAAUAUGUGAAGAUGGGGAAGAAGCAUUACUCUGAUGCUGUUGAUUGCUACACAAGAGCAAUCAAUCAGAAUGCCUUGACUGAUUCUGACACCUCUAUUCUUUUUUCAAAUAGAGCCCUUGUUAAUUUGCUUCUUGGGAAUUUCAGACGAGCACUUAAUGAUGCUAAUGAUGCACUCAAGUUGCAACCUUCAAACAUAAAGGCGAUUUAUAGAGCUGCCAAAGCUUCUUUUUCAUUGAAUUUGUUGGAUGAGGCACAAGACUAUUGUCAAAUGGGUCUUGAUUUGGACCCCAAUAAUGAGGAAUUGAAGAAGCUUGACAAUCAGAUUGGUAUUAAGAUAUUGGAGAAUGAAAAGCAUGAGGCUGAAGUUUCUAAGGCUGUUGCAGAUGCAAAGGAACUUGUUUCUGCAAUGGAAAGUAGAGGCUUGAAGAUUGGCAAGGCCAUGUAUCGAGAACUCACUGGGUUAAAGAAACCUGUGUUAGACAAAAGUAACAUCCUUCAUUGGCCUGUUCUUCUUCUGUAUGCAGAGGUUAUGUCCAGUGACUUCAUUGAGGAUUUCUGCGAGACUGACAUGUUUUCGGAUCACCUUGAUAUGGUAUUUGCAGAAGAUCAGCCGCUCUCAUGGGAUGUUGAAAACAAUUACAAGCGUGAAUUUAUUGAGUUAUAUUAUGACGCUGGUUCUGGACCUCGUCUAUCUAAGGAAAAACUCCUUCGUUAUCUAUUAGAGGGAACUGCUGCAGCUUCUAAUGUGGAAGGUAGUGGUGAUGAAGAAAAAGAUGCGGUUGAGGAUCUUAAGCAAAACACAGGCUCCCCUAAAUGGAUCAAAGUAAAUGAAAGGAGAACACUCCACGAUGUUCUGAAAGAGUCUAAGUUCAUCAUUCCUGAGAUCCCAGUCUUCUACGUCGUUUCUAAGAAAUCUAGCUUUUAUAGCAAAUUCAAAGAUGGAAGUUGGGCUCCUCCAAGUGUAUGAAGGAAGCAACAACGAUCUGACAUGAUUUGCAGAAACUAGAUUCAAGAGUUAAUGUCUCAAUCAGGAAGUCUUGAAGAUUGGGAACCUGUUUCUUCCAUAUUUUGGACUUCUUUUACAUCAGAGUUACCUGCUAAUUUCAAUUGUUUGAUAAGUCAAGAUUUCUGGCUGUCCUAGUUGUCCCAAUGAUAGUUCUAGAAUUGAAGGAAUAUCAGCUUGGGUUGUUUAGCUAGAUGUAUAAUAUAAUAUAACAGAUUUGGUUUCAGAUUUUUAUCAAGUUACAGAUAGAUGCAAUGCUUUUAA
Vicia villosa (hairy vetch) is the source of this 1507-nucleotide messenger RNA. RefSeq lists its product as uncharacterized. Gene Ontology annotation, molecular function: Hsp90 protein binding. Lineage: Eukaryota; Viridiplantae; Streptophyta; Magnoliopsida; Fabales; Fabaceae. The transcript is spliced from 8 exons. The record is from RefSeq and is a predicted model, not a curated record. Bases 122 to 1207 code for a protein of 361 amino acids.